Leucoraja erinaceus (little skate) is the source of this 5129-nucleotide messenger RNA. Its product is annotated as ras-related protein Rab-31-like. Gene Ontology annotation, molecular function: GTPase activity; GTP binding. Bases 416 to 1051 code for a protein of 211 amino acids. The record is from RefSeq and is a predicted model, not a curated record. The transcript has 7 exons. NCBI's taxonomy places the organism in Eukaryota, Metazoa, Chordata, Chondrichthyes, Rajiformes, Rajidae.
UAGUUACCCCUCAGGUUCUGAUUAAAUAAUUUCCCCCUCACCUAUACUCGUUCCCCUUGCUUCACAAUACACAACGCUUCCAUCCUUAACACCUUAUCACACACUUUUUGUCCAUUCCUCUCUGGCCUUUAUCUGCUGAGUUACUCCACCACUCUGUAUCUUUUUUCCCCCCUGUAAACCAGCAUCUGCAGUUCCUUGUACCUCUGCUAUUUGCAAAUAUGGGUUAUCCGCAGUUUGCUUCUGUUAAACGACCUCAACAGAUUUAUUAAGAUGCUCUUAAGUUAACUUAGGAGUGUGUCUGGGGUUGGAUGAGAACCACGUGACCGCUUGGAGUUAUUGCCGAGUAAUUUCCGUUCGCUCUGAGCAAACUAGCUGGUUGGAGGAGGUUAGUUUCGCAGAGAACGCACUUUGAUACAUGUACUGGACAGAUCAGAAAGAGCAUGACACAAGCCUCGUAGAUCUAAUUAUGGCGAUAAGAGAAUUAAAAAUCUGCCUCCUUGGGGAUACAGGGGUUGGGAAGUCGAGUAUAGUGUGCCGGUUCGUCCAAGACACCUUCGAUGUCAAUACUCUGCCCACAAUUGGCGCAUCGUUUAUGACUAAGACCGUGAGUUGUGGGAAUGAGCUCCACAAGUUUCUGAUUUGGGAUACGGCUGGACAAGAGCGGUUCCACUCGUUGGCACCAAUGUAUUAUCGGGGAUCUGCUGCGGCUGUUAUAGUUUAUGACAUCACCAAUGAGGAUUCGUUCUACACUUUGAAGAAAUGGGUGAAAGAGUUGAAGGAGCACGGGCCUGAGAACAUCGUGGUGGCGAUCGCUGGCAACAAGUGUGACCUGGCAGACAUCAGGGAGGUCACGUUAAAGGACGCCCUGGAAUACGUCAAGUUCAUAAACGCAAUUUUUGUCGAAACAAGUGCAAAGAAUGCCACUAAUAUUGCUGAGCUGUUUGAAAGGAUCAGUCAGCAAAUUCCACCUCUGGAUCCCGCUCAGAUCAGCAGCAAUGGAGCAUUCAAAGUCGGAAGGCACACAGUACAAUCUAGUAAGCGUUGCUGCUGAGUUUUGCUGGAGAACAAGGCCAAGCAGCAGUAUAGAAUCAUCACCCUCGGACCAAGCAGUUAAACGGGGGAAAAAAAGAAAAACAAUACUUGUUUUUGUGUUAUUGUUUGAAUUAUUUCGCAGUCUCAAGGUCAGUUGCAAAUUGUUGGACUGCUGGCUCUUUCAUUCCAGCACACUGUUGACCUGCUUUCAUUAGGUUCCUGUAAGGAGUUCCACAGAGAAUAGAUGCACUAUGAAUGCCAGCAUUAAAAUGCCAGUUAUUCCCUUUGUUCAUCUUCAGAUUUCUUUUCUGGACUUUCUGCUUGCUUUCUGAGUGCAGUGAUUGAAGUUUUUUUUUAAUCCACUUUGCAAAUAUCCAGACACAAAUUAUGUUUUUCAUUUGCUAUGAUACUAAUUAAUGUGCCUGAUCUAAAGGUAAAUACUUUAUCUGUAAUGUUAACCUCAAUUUUAAAUGGCACUUUUUUAAGAUUUUCAAGAAUUACUAACUAAAUACACUGUCAAAGGCAAAAACUGACUUUGAACCUUUCUUAAUUAGUACAGGUGUCAGAGGUUAUGGGGUGAAGGUAGGACAAUGGAGUUUAGAGGGAGAGCUAGAUCAGCCAUGAUUGAAUGGCGGAAUAGACUUGAUGGGCCGAAUGGCCCAAUUCUACUCCUAUUCCUAAUGACGUUCCAUAUUUAAAAUCUGUUAAGAUGCAUGGCCAUAUAAAAAUUAAAAUGUAUCCUAAAAUAAUCCAGAGAUUAUUUGUGUAUGGCAAUGUGGUAUGAAUUUCAUAAAGAUGGAACAAUUACUUUUACUGCAAUCUGAUUUGAACUUGAAUGUGAAUAGGCAUCUGGAGAAAUUAUGUCAGGAUUUUUACUAGUAAGUGAUUCCUAUUCAACAGAAUGGAGUUUCGUUGUUAGUAAGGAUACAUAGUUUGCCCAACUCAUUGAAUAUGUUCCUAUACUAGAAGUGGCUGGUCGAUCCCCAAUAUGUAUCAGUGGCUUCAGAAGAGAAGUUUAGAAGAGAGUGUGGGUGGGUAGGUUGAUGGAAUAUAGUAUUAAUGGACACAGUCUUUAUGAAUGGGAAAAAUAAUCACAUCUUAAUUUACAAAGAAGUAGUAGGUUCAAAAGAUGAAACAAAUAAUGCUCUAAGUACAGAUGGCUCAAUGUGUUCCAUAUGUUAAAUCCUGAACCAUCUUCCUAACACCAAAGAAACAUGUUCCCGAUGUUGGGGGAGUCCAGAACCGGGGGCCACAGUUUAAGAAUAAGGAGUAAGCCAUUUAGAACACAGACGAGGAACCACUUUUUCUCACAGAGAGUUGUGAGUCUGUGGAAUUCUCUGCCUCAGAGGGCGGUGGAGGCCGGAUCUCUGUAUACUUUCAAGAGAGAGCUAGAUAGGGCUCUUAAAGAUAGUGGCGUCAGGGAAUAUGGGGAGAAGGCAGGAACGGGGUACUGAUUGUGGAUGAUCAGCCAUGAUCACAUUGAAUGGCGGUGCUGGCUCGAAUGGCCUAUUCCUGCACCUAUUGUCUAUUGUCUAUUGAGGCAGAGGAUUCCACAGAUUCACAAUUCUCUGAGUGAAAACGUUUUUCCUCAUCUCCAUUCUAAAUGGCCUAUUCCUUAUUCUUAAACUAUGGCCCCUGGUUCUGGACUCCCCCCACCAUCGGGAACAUGUUUCCUGCCUCUAGCGUGUCCAAUCCCUUAAUAAUCUUAUAUGUUUCAAUAGGAAUCCCCUCUCAUCCUUCUAGAUUCCAGAGUAUGUAAGCCCAGCCGCUCCAUUCUAUCAACAUAUGUCAGUCCCACCAUCCCGGGAAUUAACCUCGUGAACCUACGCUUCACUCCCUCAAUAGCAAGAAUGUCCUUCCUCAAAUUUGGAGACCAAAACUGCACACUAUAACUGGCUAUUCUUGAGGGCCAGUUGAGUAUGACUGCUGAUUUUGUCCAAGUUGGUGUUGAACUAUGAAUAGAUUAUUGAUGCAGACCUAUAUUUGGAUCUGGAUUGAAACUGCUCCAAACUGAUUUUGCACUUGGCCUUUAUCUUGCUAAAACUUGAAAGAACCAUUCCAUCCUACAAUCCAGGUCCUUCCAAUGACACUGAAUGGUUUGCUUCUCAAAGGUAACUGGAUGAAAUUUUGGAAUAGCUAGGUAAGUUUACUUUCAAUAUCAUUCUACCUUGAAUCAUUACUUUAAUUAACAUAAUAUAAUGGUCCUACCAGUUUCUGAAUCAUCGUGGUGUACCAUAAAUGCCAGCCAUUAAAUUAUGUUAAAUCAAGUAAUGAUUCAAGGUAGAAUGAUAUCGAAAGUAAACUUAACUAGUUAUUCCAAAAUUUUAUCCAGUUACCUUUGUAAACUGGAGAGUGUAAACAUAUCUCCUCCCUUUUCUGUUUAAUUUCCAUUAGCUUUCGCUAAGUAGGCGGGUGUGAAUCAGAGAUUGACACCGUGCAACACCUUCUAGAGAUCAUUUGGUCAUUGAAGUGAUUGUAGAUCUUCCUCAGCAUUUAAACUGGAGAUUUGUUAAUGAACUCUACAGACCCUGAACCUGGAAAUGUGAAUUAUGUUUGCAAGUUAUACAGGUAAGAGCAAACUAUGUCCUCUAAUUCCUGAUUCUCCACACUGGGAAAAAGACUAUGCAUUCACCCUAUCUAUUCCCUUCAUGAUUUUAUGUACCUCUCAGUCUCCUGCACUCCAAGGAAUAAAGUACUAACCUGUCUAACCUCUCCCUACAACUCGAGCCCUGGCAACAUCCUCAUAAAUCUUCUCUGCACCCGCUCCAACUUAAUGGCAUCUUUCUACAGCCUCAUUGAUGUGUUGUAUAACUGUAACAUAAAUGUAUACUGCAACAUAUCUUGUUGUAUAAUUAUUGAAUCUUUGCUGCCUUUGAUUUCUUUAACUGUCUUGAUUUGAUAUCAUGUAGUCUUUCAGAAUGAUGACUGAAUGUUAUGGUUCUCUGGUGUAACUUUGUAUAAAAACAUCCCAACUAAAUUUUGAUUUUGAUGCAUUUGUAAUUAUAUAGAUAGUGCAAAUGAAUCUGCAUGUUGCUCAUGUGACAUUGGAAAAUGUGACUACCAUUGUAAAGGCAAAUCUAUUCUCCGAAUCAAUCAGUUGCGAUUCAAGAAUUUAUUUUCACAUACGUCUUCACCAAUAGGAACAACAAUGUUUUUGGUGACUUGACACAGCUGGAAUAGUUUAGGUAUUUUGUCAUUCAAGUGUAUCUUAUUUUAUGCCAAAUAUAUUUUAAUUUUUUUUAGAUUGGGCUGGCCCCAUGUAGAACAUGCCGAUUGAAUGGGUACAAUGUCUGUGUUACUCUCUACUAAUACUGUAUAGUACGACUAUUGAAAUAAUGAUGUGGCUUAAGAAAUGGUGCCUUAUGGCCAGAUAAGCAGUUUUAAUGUACCUUUAAUAAACAAUAUUUCAUAACAAUCAAAAGUAAAUGCUUUAUUUCAUCACCUUCAUUUUCUAGAUGAUCAAUACACUACUAUAUGGGAAGAAAGUUACGAAUCACCAAACAGGUUUAGAAAUGUAAUGAUAAUUAUAAAUCCUUACCACACCUGGAUUAUGACACUUUCUAUUCCAAAGAAAGACUUGUCUACUGGAGGUCAAACAAAUUGAUCCCUGAAUUCAAAGGAUAAACAGAACAGAUGCCUUCGCAGGAAGCUAAUGGUCUUAUAAGGAGAAGACUGGAGAAAAAAACCCUUAAACUCUGCGAAUAGUUCGGGUUUAGCAGACACAAGAAACUACAGUUGGUGGAAUUUUGAGCAAAACACAAAGUGCUGGAGGAACUCAGUGGGUCAGGAGCAGGAACUCGGUGGGUCAGGAGCAGGGUUUGGGAACAGCUCCAUCCUGGAAUGCCAGAAAUUGCAGAGAAUUGUGGACGCAGCCCAGUCCAUCACACAAUCCAACCUCCCUGGCAUUCACUCCAACUACACUUCAUACAAGGCUACCAACAUAAUUAAGGAUGAGUCACACCCCAGACACUCCCUCUUCUCCCCUCUCCCAUCAGGCAUGAGGUACAGAAGUGUGAAAACGCACAUCUCCAGAUUCAGGGACAGUUUCUUCUCAGUUGUUAUCAGGCCACCGAACCAUCCUUAUCUCACCAACUAGA